AUGAAAGGUAGUAUAUCGAAGCCAUUGUCGAGCCCUAGACGGGCGGAGAAGUUUCCGCCGCCGCUAAUGCGGUUCCUGCGAAGCAACGUCGGCAGCCGGAGCCGGAGCCGGAGCAGGUCGCGGUCGAGUCCCAUAUUUAACCUCCGCGGAAGGAGAAGCGCGCCGGCAGCCAUCGAAGAACCAUCCUCGCCGAAAGUCACCUGCAUCGGCCAAGUCCGCAUCCGCCGCUCCAAGGCCACGAGAGCCGUGAAAAAACGCCGCCGCUGGAAAAGCCUCUGCUUCGGAAACAAUCCGUUAGGCGGAUUGCUCUGCAAGUGCAGCUCAAUUUUCGGGUGGGGAUACAGCAAAAAGGUCGAUUCCAAAAUUGAAAACCUAAGCAAUGGACAUUAUGAGAGCCCCGCCGAAAAUAAAAGGGGAUUUAUGGAAACUUAUUCCCCUCCAAAAAAUGCGUUGAUGUUGACCAGAUGCAGAUCUGCUCCCUACAGAUCUUCGUCCUUGGGAGGUCGAUUUUGGGGCUUCGAUAAUGAAGACAAAUCGGAUGAAUUAGCGAUAAGCAGCAAUAGUGAAAAAGAAGAAGAAGAAUUAGAAGAGAUGGAGAAUUCAGCUGAAAAUGUUGAAGAAAUGAAGAAAAUUGGCGGCGAUGCGCAGCGGCUAAGGAGGUGUAAAUCGGAGCCGGCGAGUACAGGAGAAAGACUAGCUGUUUCACAACCCAGUUUAAUUGUUAGGGGAUGA
This is a messenger RNA of Salvia splendens (bonfire salvia), 732 nucleotides long. RefSeq lists its product as uncharacterized. NCBI's taxonomy places the organism in Eukaryota, Viridiplantae, Streptophyta, Magnoliopsida, Lamiales, Lamiaceae. The record is from RefSeq and is a predicted model, not a curated record. The transcript has a single exon. The coding region runs from base 1 to 732 and encodes 243 amino acids.